Molecule: messenger RNA, 756 nt
Organism: Thlaspi arvense
Lineage: Eukaryota; Viridiplantae; Streptophyta; Magnoliopsida; Brassicales; Brassicaceae
Source: the annotation of a GenBank genome assembly
AGAAAGCAAACAAAAUAUAAGAGAGUGAGAAGAAGAGGACAGAGAAGAGACCUUUACCACACACAAACCCACUCAAUCCACCACACCAGCACACAUCCGCCAUUAAAGCUUUUGCUUCGAUUCAACCCCAAAUCAGUAAAAAUAGGGAUAAUCGAAGAACCCCACCGGAAUUCCACAGAGGAAUUGCAUCGGUCGCGUUCCUGCUGCGGCUUGAGGAAGAAGAAGAACAGUAACAGUAGUAACCACAAGGAGGAGGAGAAACCGAAGAUGCAGACGACGGAAGCGCAGCCGCAGAGCCAGGCCCAGCAGAUGGUGAGCUUGAGCUUUAGCAGCCAGAUGUCGAGAGAAGACGAGGAGAUGGCUCGUUCUGCUCUCUCUGCGUUUAGGGCUAAAGAGGAUGAGAUCGAGAAGAGGAAAACGGAGGUUCGCGAACGGGUCAAGGCUCAGCUGGGUCGGGUCGAGGAAGAGACCCGUCGUCUCGCCAACAUCCGCGAGGAGCUUGAGUCUAUGGCUGAUCCCAUGAGGAAGGAAGUUUCUUGGGUGCGUAAGAAGAUUGAUAGCGUUAACAAGGAACUCAAACCAUUAGGAGCCACAGUUCAAAAGAAGGAAAGGGAAUACAAAGAAGCAUUGGAUACAUUCAAUGAGAAGAACCGCGAGAAAGUUCAGCUGAUCACCAAGCUAAUGGAGUUGGUUGGAGAAAGCGAGAAGCUGAGGUUGAAGAAGCUUGAUGAGCUAAGCAAGAGCAUAGAAACCUAG